Molecule: messenger RNA, 519 nt
Organism: Paramecium octaurelia
Lineage: Eukaryota; Ciliophora; Oligohymenophorea; Peniculida; Parameciidae
Source: the annotation of a GenBank genome assembly
AGAUGUAGAUGCAUUUGCGGAUUAAAAGUGACAUAGUGUAUGAUCAAUACAAUCUGAAUUUACAAUAAUCGACUAGUUAAAGAUUUUUGAAAUCCGAACAGAUAUCCUUUUCGCUAUCAUCAUAAAUGUGUGAUGGAAUGCUUUCAGAACGCAAACUUGAUCUGUCUAGCUCAUAAAAAAUGAGGAGAAAUCCUGCAAGACAUCAAUUGAAUUCCUGUUAUUCUUGGUUUCAUGAUGAUAAUUAGGAUUUUGAGGAACAUUCAAUUUGGGGAGACUCUGGAUAAUUGCCUGUUGGAAAUAGCAAAGAGAAUUAAUUGAUAUCAUUUUUAGAGUUAUAUAAGUAUAGAUAUGAAAGAACUUCAAAAAAACCGGUCUCGAGUUAUAAUGUUAUAUAAAUGGCAAAAAAGUAAUUUUCUUGUCAUCAUAAUUAGACUCAUUGGUAGACAUCCUAAUUCCAGAAUUAAAUAUUGUGGGAUCAAUAAAUUGCAAUGGAUUGAUUUUCGAGAUUGGAGUAAAUGA